UUGUUCGGAUUUAUUGGACUGAGCCCAGACCUGGUAUUUUAUUCGGACAAAAUAUUUUGUCCGAACCCUAUUUUCUGACAGGAUUGUAUAUCCGUACCCGAUUACUUUUCGGGUCGGACUAGGUUGGUCAACCAGGUACAUAUUUUGCCACCUCUAGCUACCGGGAUAUGCCACUCAGAUAGCCAUACAAUUUGCCUUCAUCUUGCGUUAUGACUUGCAAAUCUUUUGAUCUUUUUUUUUUUUUUUUUGGGUGCUGUAAUUGUAAAAUGCUUAGCUAAGAGUUUCAUCUGAGAUAAGCAAUGGUGCGGUCAUUCUCAACAUGGAUUGCGACAUGUACUCAAACAAUUCCGAAACUAUAAAAGACGCAUUGUGUUUCUUCAUGGAUGAGGACAAGGGCCAUGAGUUUGCUUAUGUUCAGCUGCCGCAACGUUUCAAUAACAUCACCAAGAAUGACAUUUAUGCCAACUGCUUGAGAACUGAAUAUGAGGUGGAGUUUCAUGGAUUGGAUGGAUUUGGUGGGCCUCUAUAUGUGGGAUCUGGUUGUUUUCAUAGAAGAGAGAGUCUCUGUGGAAAGAAAUAUGAGUCUAAUAAAGCAGAGAUGAAAUAUAACAAAAGGAACACUAGAGCAGAUGCAUCAACUCUUGAAGAGAAAGCAAAGAGUCUCAUAACCUGUACUUUUGAGGACAACACUGAAUGGGGAAAGGAGGUGGGGCUGAAGUAUGGGUUCCCGGUAGAGGAUGUGAUCACUGGCUUGUCAAUCCAAUGCAGGGGGUGGAAAUCCAUCUACUUCAACCCCCCAAGGGUGGGCUUCUUAGGGGUUGCCCCUGUGACACUGGCGCAAACCCUAGUUCAGCACAAAAGGUGGUCUGAGGGAAAUUUCCAGAUAUUCUUGUCCAAGUAUAACCCCUUACUCUAUGGGCACAAGAAAAUAAAGCUUGGGCUUCAACUUGGCUAUAACAUCUAUUUCCUUUGGGCCCCUUGCUCCUUCCCAACAAUUUAUUAUGCUAUCAUCCCCUCCUUCGCUCUCCUCCAUGCCAUCUCCUUAUUCCCCAGUGUUCACAGCAUUUGGUUUGCACCGUUUGCUUAUGUUAUUGGUGUAACAACUAUACAUAGCUUGUGGGAGUCCAAAAAGGUUGGAUAUACACUUAAAGGAUGGUGGAACGAGCGAAGAAUGUGGCUUUUCAAGAGAUUGGCUUCUUACCCAUUUGCUGCCACUGAUGCCUUCCUGAAGCUACUCGACGUGAAGAAAUUGGCAUUUAUUGUCACCGCUAAGGUGGCCGACGAGGAGGUCUCAAAGCGGUACGAGAAAGAAGUCAUGGAGUUCGGAUCGGCGUCUCUCAUGUUCAUCAUUCUAUCAGCGCAUGCAGUGUUUUGCCUGCUUUGCCUUCUAGGGGGAGUUAAGAAGUUGGUGUUGGAUGGAACUGGAGAGAUGAGUUCCAUGUUGGUGCAACUUACAGUAACUGGGGCUAUCACCCUAAUAAACAUGCCCAUCUAUCAAGCCAUGUUUUUAAGGGUUGAUGGUGGAUGCAUGCCGAUAUCCGUCACUAUUAUAUCGGUCGGAUUGGCAAUGCUAGCUUGUAUAAUAGGAACAAAGUAGUAAUUCCUGUACAUAAGAAUAAGGUUUAAAGUGCCGUGACACAGAAGCGUGCCACUGUUUGCCAGGCACGGUACGGCACCAACACGUUUUCGUACCGACACAUAGUACGCUUGCGUGCAAAUGGAUACGCAUGAUCCCCUAGCACGUUUUGGCACGAACUUAUUUUAAUUUUUUUUUUAUUUCAA
Molecule: messenger RNA, 1782 nt
Organism: Ananas comosus (pineapple)
Lineage: Eukaryota; Viridiplantae; Streptophyta; Magnoliopsida; Poales; Bromeliaceae
Product: cellulose synthase-like protein E6
Exons: 4
Coding region: 320-1597 (425 amino acids)
Biological process (GO): plant-type primary cell wall biogenesis; cellulose biosynthetic process
Cellular component (GO): trans-Golgi network; plasma membrane
Molecular function (GO): cellulose synthase (UDP-forming) activity; mannan synthase activity
Source: RefSeq, a predicted model, not a curated record